AUGUGUGAUGGUCUACGGCUACGAGAGUGGGUCAUCCCGCCCUACAACCUCCGGGGAGACACAGUAGAGCUACGUUGUGACUACGAACCUGGCAACUCCUCCAUCUACUCCGUCAAGUGGUUCAAGGAUGAUGAUGAGUUCUUCAGAUACGUGCCCAGGGACUCCCCUCCGCGCCACUUCUUCCCUAGAGUGGGCAUCACCCUUGAUGAGACGCUGACGCAGCCUGGGCGAGUAGUGCUGCUCGCUGUAGGGUUCAACACCUCUGGUCAGUACCGCUGUGAGGUGUCGGCGGAGGGACCUGACUUUAACACCGUCACGGGACAUGGUAGCCUCAUGGUGGCGCCGCAGGAGCUGGUUACAAGUGAGCGCCCAUACCUGGCUCACGACGGACUCCUGACGCAGAUCUCCCGUCUUACCUUCCUGGCCCGACCCUUCCACUUCCAGCGGGGCGUCCUGAGAAUCAAGUGCGUAGCGGAGAUCAGCGGAGAUCGUCUUAUUCACCACAACACCAUUCCUCAGACCUUCCGAGCCUGGGAGAGAUCCUUUCAAGGAAGAUGCUGGACUGCCAUUCACAGAGUAAGAGCUUACUCGGCGACUAGUCACAGUGUUCGAAACAUGCUGGGCGACCAAUCACAAUGUUCGAAGCAUGCUGGGCGACCAAUCACGAUGUUCGAAGCAUGUUGGGCGACCAAUCACAAUUUUCGAAGUAUGCUGAGCGACCAAUCACGAUGUUCCAAGCACGCUGGGCGACCAAUCACAAUGUUCGAAGCAUACUGGGCGACCAAUCACAAUGUUCGAAGUAUGCUGGGCGACCAAUCACAAUGUUCGAAGCAUACUGGGCGACCAAUCACAAUGUUCGAAGCAUGCUGA
Cherax quadricarinatus is the source of this 870-nucleotide messenger RNA. The record is from RefSeq and is a predicted model, not a curated record. Lineage: Eukaryota; Metazoa; Arthropoda; Malacostraca; Decapoda; Parastacidae.